Mya arenaria is the source of this 1029-nucleotide messenger RNA. RefSeq names its product major surface-labeled trophozoite antigen 417-like. Bases 1 to 1029 code for a protein of 342 amino acids. Lineage: Eukaryota; Metazoa; Mollusca; Bivalvia; Myida; Myidae. The transcript has a single exon. The record is from RefSeq and is a predicted model, not a curated record.
AUGGAGACUUGUAACCCAUGCAUUGUGGUUAAUAGAAACUUCUACAGCGGUAUCGCUAGUUUUAUCUCAUGCAUUGUUGUUAAUGGAGACAUCUCCAGUGUUAUCGCUAGUUGUAGCCCAUGCGUAGUGGUUGAUGGAGACUUCUCCAGCGGUAUCGCUAGUCGUAGCCCAUGCGUAGUGGUUGAUGGAGACUUCUCCAGCGGUAUCGCUAGUUGUAGCCCAUGCGUAGUGGUUGAUGGAGACUUCUCCAGCGGUAUCCCUAGUUGUAGCCCAUGCGUAGUGGUUAAUGGAGACUUCUCCAGCGGUAUCGCUAGUUGUAGCCCAUGCGUAGUGGUUAAUGGAGACUUCUCCAGCGGUAUCGCUAGUUGUAACCCAUGCAUUGUUGUUAAUGGAGACUUCUCCAGCGGUAUCGCUUUUUGUAACCCAUGCGUAGUGGUUAAUGGAGACUUCUCUAGCGGUAUCGCUAGUUGUAACCCAUGCAUUUUAGUUAAUGGAGACUUCUCCAGCGGUAUCGUUAGUUGUAACUCAUGCAUGGUGGUUAAUGAAUACUUCUCCAACGGGAUCGCUCUUUGUUACCCAUGCAUGGUUAUUAAUGGAGACUUCUCCAGCGGUAUCGCUAGUUGUAACCGAUGCAUUUUAGUUAAUGGAGACUUUUCCAGCGGUACCACCUGUUGUAACCCAUUCAUAGUGGUUAAUGAAUAUUUCUCCAGCGGUAUCGCUUGUUGUAACUCAUGCAUUGUUGUUAAUGGAGACUUUUCCAGCGGUAUCGUUUGUUGUAACCCAUUCAUAGUGGUUACUGAAUACCUCUCCAGCGGUAUCGCUAGUUGUAACCAAUGCAUUCUGGUUAAUAAUGACUUCUACAGCCGUUUCGCUAGUUGUAACUCAUGCAUCGUGGUUAUUGGAGACCUUUACAGAGGUAUCGUUUGUUGUAACCCAGGCAUUCUGGUAAAUGGAGACCUAUCCAGCGGUUUCGCUUAUUGUAACUCCCGCUUUCAGGGUAAUGAAGACCUCCCAAACGAUUGUAUCUGA